AUGGUAGGCAAUGACAUUGAUAAAAUCAACGAUUUGAAGAGGCUAGUGGAUGAGAAAUUCAACAUUAAGGACCUUGGGAAAUUAAAGUUUUUCCUUGGUAUGGAAAUUUCACGAUCACAAUCUAGGAUCUCUCUCUAUCGACGUAAAUAUACUUUAGACCUUCUUCAAGACUUUGGCAUGCUUAGUUUAAAGCCAACAUCCACACCUAUGUCUUACAACACCUCUCUCUCAAAGGAUACUGAGCAGAAGUUAGAGGACAUUACUAAAUAUAGGCAGCUAGUGGGAAGGAUCAUCUAUCUCACUAACAUGAGGCCCGAUAUAUCUUUCGUUGUAGGAAAGCUCAGUCAAUACUUAGACUUUCCUACAGAUGCUCAUUUCAAAGCUACCCUCCACGUGCUCAAGUAUGUGAAAAACGCUUUUGUUGCAGGCUUAUUUUUCAAAUCCUCCUCUGACUUGUCUCUUUUGGGAUUCACUGACUCAAACUGGGUCACUUGUGCAGAUACUCGAUGCUCUAUUUCAGGUCAAUGCUUCUUCCUUGGCACCUCCCUAAUCUUAUGGAAAAGCAAGAAGCAAACAACGGUGGCUCGCUCAUCCUCAGAAGCUGAGUAUAGAGCUAUGGCAUUACGGACAGUAGAAGGUCAAUGGCUAUUCUACCUCCUCAAAUACCUCAAGAUUGAUUACUCUAUGUCCUUCAACCUUUACUGUGACAAUAAGUUAGCCAUGCACUUAGCUGCCAACCCUGCCUUCUAUGAGUGCAGGAAGCAUAUAGAGGUUGAUUGCCACAUCACUCGAAAAAAGGCUCAAGUUGGUGUUCUUAAACUCUUACCUGUAUCAUCUGCUCCCAAACAGUAG
Molecule: messenger RNA, 852 nt
Organism: Arachis duranensis
Lineage: Eukaryota; Viridiplantae; Streptophyta; Magnoliopsida; Fabales; Fabaceae
Exons: 1
Coding region: 1-852 (283 amino acids)
Source: RefSeq, a predicted model, not a curated record